GAGUUCGGGAGUGAUUUCUGGAUAUAACUCGGCGGCGAAGGGGGGUGGGGUGGGAACAUCAGUAAAGUGUGUUUUUGUUUUCUUUUUCUUUUUCUUUUUUUCAGCAUCAAAUACAACUAAGCAACCACCACCCCCCGGUCCCGUGCUGUGUUUCCCAUAUGUCGCGAAAGCAGCUGGACCAUGACUACAGCCUCCGUAGUAUGAGCAACCUGAUGGGCGAGCGCAGGAAGAAAGUGAGCGACGGAGGAGAGCGGAGUCUCAUCAAGACUCCGUCCAGCGCCAGCAUCAACAGCCAUGGCGCCUCCUCCUCCUCCGCCACCGCCGCCGGGGCUCCCGCCUCCGGUGCGCCCGCGGCGGCGCCCCCCUCAUCCACCGGGGACCUGGAGAGGGCUGCGCGUAAGCAGUUCCAGCAGGAUGUCACGCCCGGCUUCGUCUACGUCCUGGCCGCGUUCUCCGCCCUGGGGGGGUUCCUGUUCGGCUACGACACCGGGGUGAUCUCCGGGGCGAUGCUCCUGCUGAAGAGGGAGCUGGACCUGAGCGCCCUGUGGCAGGAGGUGCUCAUAUCGAGCACCGUGGCCGCGGCCGCCCUGUCCGCCCUGCUGGGCGGCUUCCUCAACGGGCUCUUCGGGCGCAGGGUGUGCAUCCUGCUGGCCAGCUUCUUCUUCGCCGUCGGCGGUGUCGUGCUGAGCACCGCGCCCGGCAAGGAGGUCCUCCUGGCGGGGAGGAUCAUCGUCGGCGUGGGGCUCGGUGUCGCCUCGAUGACUGUGCCAGUGUACAUCGCCGAGGCGUCUCCACCCCACCUCCGGGGUCAGCUGGUGACGCUCAACACCCUCUUCAUCACCGGCGGACAGUUCACUGCCAGCCUCGUCGACGGCGCCUUCAGCUACCUGCAGCACGAUGGCUGGAGGUACAUGUUGGGUCUGUCGGUGCUGCCCGCCGUGCUCCAGUUUGUGGGCUUCCUGUUCCUGCCCGAGAGCCCCCGCUGGCUGAUCCAGCGCGGGCUGACCCAGAAGGCCCGCCGCGUGCUCAGUCAGAUCCGAGGCAACCAGAACAUCGACGAGGAGUACGACAGCAUCAAGAACAGCAUCGAUGAGGAGGAGGACGGCAGAGGAGAAGGCCCCGUGAUUUGGAGGAUGCUGACCUACCCCCCCACUCGGCGAGCCCUCCUGGUGGGCUGCGGUCUUCAGAUGUUCCAGCAGCUUUCGGGAAUCAACACGGUCAUGUACUACAGCGCCACCAUCCUGCAGAUGUCCGGGGUGCGGGACGACAGGCUGGCGAUCUGGCUGGCCGGACUCGGCACGCUCACCAACUUCCUGUUCACCCUGCUGGGCGUUUGGCUGGUGGAGCGAGUGGGCCGCAGGAAGCUCACCUUGGGCAGCAUCAUAGGGACAUGUGUGAGCUUGAGUCUGCUGGCCGUCGGCUUCCUGAUGACAGCCCAGCACAGUCCUCCUGUCACCUUCCACCCAUCCGCCCCGUCGGUGACCAACUCCACCUGCUCCAAAUACCAGCUGUGCCAGCCGUGCAUGCUGGACCCCGCAUGUGGCUUCUGUUACCGCGAGAACGCCUCGGCGCUGAUCGCCUCCUCCUGCGUGCCGGUCGAUAAGGCCUCCACCGAGCUGGCAGCAUGGGGCAGAUGUUCCAACACCAGCCUGAUGAAAGAUCAGACCUACUGGGCCUACAACUACUGUCCCAGCUCCUACUCCUGGCUGGUGCUGCUGGGUCUGGUCCUCUACCUGGCGGCCUUCGCUCCAGGGAUGGGCCCGAUGCCGUGGACCAUCAACUCUGAGAUCUACCCGCUGUGGGCGAGGAGCACGGGCAACGCCUGCGCAGCCGGGGUCAACUGGACCUUCAACAUCCUGGUGUCGCUCACCUUCCUGCACCUGGCGCAGUACUUCACCUACUAUGGAGCUUUCUUCCUCUACUCCGGCAUGGCGUUGCUGGGUUUCUUCUUCGUCUACGGCUGCCUGCCGGAGACCAAAGCGCGCCGCCUGGAGGAGAUCGAGGCGCUGUUCGAAAACCAGCUCUGCUCCUGCGGCGCCUCCGACUCGGACGAGGGGCGGCAGGUGGAAUACAUCCGGGUCAAAGGGUCAAACUACCAUCUAUCGGACAACGACGCGUCUGACGUGGACUAGCGGGGGGGGGGCAGAGAGUUUGGUUAACCGUUAUUAAUGUAAUGUUUUCAUUUAUCUUUUACGUGUGAGCUGAGCAGGACAGGAAUCCCAGUUUCAAAGGAUGAGAGCGUGUCCACGUCCACUUGAGUCCGAGCGAUGGCGAGCCGACGUCAAACCUGCUUUAGUCGACCGCCGAAUGUUCAGCCGUGCACUCCCAAUAUCUAAAUUAAAACCUUUUUCCACACGUCACACGACCUGCAUGUACAAAACACAAGGGAACACGCCUCUCUGGUGAAGCCCCGGCAGCGAUGGUUUACUCCUCCAGAAAGAGGCUGCAGCUCGGUGCCGGUGGGAUGUUCCUCAUAUUUUGUACAUUCGUUGACUAGGAUUUACGAUUCACAUACGAUGUUGUACGGUCAGAAUGUGUUUCCGGUGAACGUGGCCGUGAGCAGACGGGACUCCCAGUGGCCCCGUCGUACCCUCCCGCCUCCCGACGCGAAGCGCGUCUCGGUUCCAUGUCGUUGAAGCUCGUAGCAUCACAGUGCGUCGUGUCGCUCCCUCGCCUGCUGGAAGUCUUAGUUUGUGGUAUAUUUUUACGAGAAGCAAACACCAGAGAUGUACAGUAUAUUGUCCAAGUUUAGAACAACAGUUGGCGCCUAAAUCAAACCACUCUUCAAUGUAGUAGCACUGAAAGGAAUACGAGUUAUCUAUAGUUUAUGUUUAUUUAUUGAGAUGUUAUCUUUGUAGUAUUGCUUGUAAUAGAAUACUACGGAGAGUACCGCCUCAAAACCUACACGAUGACCCCAGGUGAUGAACAGACAGCGGCAGGCUGGUUUUACAUAUCAUAUAUAUUUUACAUGCUGGUCAUACGUAAGUGUUCCUUUCCAUCCUCAAGUAAUAAUAUUAGUGCCCGUGUAUUGUGAAGGUCCCUAAGUGGCUGUGUUUCAGUCCAAAUCCCUGAAGUGGAUGUAUCAUGUGACGAUGGUUAGGUCUACAUAGAUUUGUAUUUAUUUAUUAUUUAACAUGUAUAUAUUUGCAUUUCACCCGUAAUGUGUACUUCUUUUUUUUACUAUAAUUUCAUGUAUGUUGUCUUCCUCCAUAGCCUUAUGUACAAAAGCAGAGCACAUCACGUGGUUCCCGUCGAGGAGUUGGCUUCAGCGUAGUUUGCCAUGUUGUUUUGUAACACGCGUGUGAGGUUGCACCUCGUUAGUCAAACACACACACACACACUAGACUACUUUGUGUAUUAAAACACAACCGGUAAAUAACAGGCUGUUACUGUGUCCAGUGAACGGUCAUUUUUGACUCGUGGGUCGUGAAUUAAUAAGAUAUCUCUUUUUAAUAAACUUUUCAAAUAAGAAGCUGCUCAUCAAACGCCAGGCUAUGAUAUUUUCAGUGACGCGCAAAGUUGUUGGAGAGUAGACGCCGAUUCUUGUUUUGUCUUCAUUUGACCUCCGAUGAGCCGUCUUCAAACCACGUUAACUAGUUUUGUACUGAAAGUAUUAUUACAGGUCAAGAAAACACACACGGGUGAAUCUCCAUAACACAGAUGUGUAAUUAUACUUGUGUAUUUAUCCUGAUUGUUUCAGCUGUUGCCAUCCAGAUGUUACCACUCCAUGUUAACACUGAGGCCAUUCAAUGUAUACUUCUGGUGUGAAGGUUAACAUCUUUUUGUUUUCUAUGUGUGUUUCUACAGUUUGAGGAACUACAAAAAAUACCAAUAAAAAAAAAAAAGAGUGCUGUAUAGUAUAUUUGAUUAUUGUUCAAGCUGUAUAUGUUUUGCUAGAGUUUAUAUUCUAUAUAAAAAAAGUGGAUAUCUACACUUGAAUAUGUAUAUGGAGAAAUAAAUAAACUUCUGA
Pseudoliparis swirei is the source of this 3970-nucleotide messenger RNA. Its product is annotated as proton myo-inositol cotransporter-like. The record is from RefSeq and is a predicted model, not a curated record. The transcript is spliced from 10 exons. The coding region runs from base 159 to 2132 and encodes 657 amino acids. NCBI's taxonomy places the organism in Eukaryota, Metazoa, Chordata, Actinopteri, Perciformes, Liparidae. Gene Ontology annotation, molecular function: myo-inositol:proton symporter activity. Gene Ontology annotation, biological process: transmembrane transport. Gene Ontology annotation, cellular component: membrane.